AUGAAUGACGUUGGAGAUUACAUUGGCUCGAACACAGAAAUAUCUUGGUUGCCCAAUCUGGAUGACUUAAUGAAAGGCUACGCGCGGAACUUCAGGCCUGGGAUCGGAGGCCCGCCUGUUAACGUUGCUAUGGCUAUCGAGGUCACCAGCAUCGACCACAUCUCCGAAGUGAACAUGGAAUAUACAAUGACUGUCUUCUUGCAUCAAAGCUGGCGAGACGACCGGCUGUCGUACAAUCACACUAAUGAAACCCUGGGCUUGGACAGCCGCUUUGUGGACAAGUUGUGGGUCCCUGACACGUUCAUCGUCAAUGCCAAGUCCGCCUGGUUUCACGACGUCACUGUGGAGAACAAGCUUAUUCGGUUGCAGCCGGAUGGGGUCAUUUUAUACAGCAUCAGGAUUACGUCAACAGUGGCCUGCGACAUGGACCUUACCAAAUACCCCAUGGACGAGCAAGAAUGCAUGCUGGACUUAGAAAGCUAUGGCUACUCCUCGGAGGACAUCGUCUACCAUUGGUCGGAAAACCAGGACCAGAUCCACGGGCUGGAUAAGCUGGAGCUCGCUCAGUUCACAAUCACCAGUUACCGGUUCACGAGGGAAAUCAUGAACUUCAAGUCUGCAGGUCAGUUUCCCCGCCUGAGCCUCCACUUCCACCUGCGGCGGAAUCGGGGUGUUUACAUCAUCCAAUCCUAUGUGCCUUCCAUCCUCUUGGUUGCCAUGUCUUGGGUUUCUUUCUGGAUCAGCCAAUCAGCUGUGCCUGCCCGAGUCUCAUUAGGUAUAACCACUGUCCUCACCAUGACGACCCUGAUGGUGAGCGCCCGUUCUUCUCUGCCGCGGGCUUCGGCCAUCAAGGCCCUCGAUGUCUACUUCUGGAUUUGCUACGUGUUUGUCUUUGCUGCACUGGUCGAAUACGCAUUUGCCCACUUCAACGCUGACUACAUGAAGAAGCAGAAAGACAAAUUGAGGAGCAGCCGGCAAGCUGGAGAGGUCAACGUGAAGAACGCCAUUGUUAUGUUUUCCCUUUCGAUAGCUGGAGUCAACCAGGAACUUGCCGUUUCCAACAGGCACCACAAGGUCCCCAAAAACCCACCCGGGUCGUUGGGUUCGGUGGAGGUGGAAACGGGAGAGACAAAGAAGCGACAGGAGGCGAAAUCGGAGAAGAAGGGCGGCCUGAAGUCCCUCUUCAAGCCCAUUGACGCAGACACUAUUGACAUCUAUGCCCGAGCAGUUUUCCCAGCAGCCUUUGCGGCUGUCAAUGUAAUCUAUUGGGUUGCAUACACAAUGUGA
Messenger RNA from Gekko japonicus, 1287 nucleotides. It is a transcript of the gene GABRD, whose product is annotated as gamma-aminobutyric acid (GABA) A receptor, delta. The coding region runs from base 1 to 1287 and encodes 428 amino acids. The transcript is spliced from 8 exons. Gene Ontology annotation, cellular component: GABA-A receptor complex; synapse; membrane. Gene Ontology annotation, molecular function: neurotransmitter receptor activity; extracellular ligand-gated monoatomic ion channel activity; GABA-A receptor activity. Gene Ontology annotation, biological process: nervous system process; regulation of membrane potential; chemical synaptic transmission. NCBI's taxonomy places the organism in Eukaryota, Metazoa, Chordata, Lepidosauria, Squamata, Gekkonidae. The record is from RefSeq and is a predicted model, not a curated record.